CGCCAGGUCCGGCCGGGAGAGGAGGGGCCGGGGCUGAGAGGGAAGUGGGCGGGAGCGCCGCCGAGUCGCGAGAGUCGCCGGCGGCCGGGGGCGCCGGGCAGGUGGGAGCCCUCGCGGGCCGGGCCGGGAUGAGCAAUGGCAUCGGUCAAGGUGGCCGUGAGGGUCCGGCCCAUGAAUCGCAGGGAAAAGGACUUGGAAGCCAAAUUCAUUAUUCAUAUGGAGAAAAGCAAAACGACAAUCACAAACCUAAAGAUACCAGAAGGAGGCACUGGGGACUCAGGAAGAGAGCGGACCAAGACCUUCACCUACGACUUUUCUUUUUAUUCUGCUGAUGCAAAAAGUCCAGAUUAUGUUUCACAAGAAAUGGUUUUCAAAACCCUCGGCACAGAUGUCGUGAAGUCUGCGUUUGAAGGUUAUAACGCUUGUGUCUUUGCGUAUGGGCAAACUGGAUCGGGAAAGUCAUACACUAUGAUGGGAGAUUCUGGUGAUUCUGGCUUAAUACCUCGGAUCUGUGAAGGGCUCUUCAGUCGGAUCAAUGAAACCACCAGAUGGGAUGAAGCAUCUUUUCGAACUGAAGUCAGCUACUUAGAAAUUUAUAAUGAACAUGUGAGAGAUCUCCUUAGGCGGAAGUCAUCUAAAACCUUCAAUUUGAGAGUCCGUGAGCAUCCAAAAGAAGGACCUUAUGUUGAGGAUUUAUCUAAACAUUUAGUACAGAAUUAUGGUGAUGUAGAAGAACUUAUGGAUGCGGGAAAUAUCAACCGUACCACAGCGGCGACUGGAAUGAACGACGUCAGCAGUAGGUCUCAUGCCAUCUUCACCAUCAAGUUCACUCAGGCAAAAUUUGAUUCUGAAAUGCCGUGUGAAACCGUGAGUAAGAUCCACUUAGUCGAUCUGGCCGGAAGUGAGCGUGCAGAUGCCACCGGGGCCACCGGGGUUCGACUGAAGGAAGGGGGCAACAUUAACAAAUCGCUCGUGACUCUGGGAAACGUCAUUUCUGCCUUAGCCGAUUUAUCUCAGGAUGCAGCAAACCCUCUUGUAAAGAAGAAGCAAGUUUUUGUGCCUUACAGGGAUUCUGUUUUGACGUGGUUGUUAAAAGAUAGCCUUGGAGGAAACUCUAAAACUAUCAUGAUUGCCACCAUUUCGCCUGCUGAUGUCAAUUACGGAGAAACCCUAAGUACUCUUCGCUAUGCAAAUAGAGCCAAAAACAUCAUCAACAAGCCGACCAUUAACGAGGACGCCAACGUCAAACUCAUCCGUGAGCUUCGAGCUGAAAUAGCCAGACUGAAAACGCUGCUUGCUCAAGGGAAUCAGAUUGCCCUCUUAGACUCACCCACAGCCUUAAGUAUGGAAGAAAAACUUCAGCAGAAUGAAGCAAGAGUUCAAGAAUUGACCAAGGAAUGGACAAAUAAGUGGAAUGAAACCCAAAAUAUUUUGAAAGAACAAACUCUAGCCCUUAGGAAAGAAGGGAUUGGAGUCGUUUUGGAUUCUGAGCUGCCCCAUUUGAUUGGCAUUGAUGACGACCUUCUGAGUACUGGAAUCAUCUUAUAUCACUUGAAGGAAGGUCAGACAUAUGUUGGUAGAGAAGAUGCUUCAACAGAACAAGAUAUUGUUCUUCAUGGCCUUGACUUGGAGAGUGAGCACUGUAUUUUUGAAAAUGUUGGAGGGACGGUGACUUUGAUACCCCUGAGUGGCUCUCAGUGCUCUGUAAAUGGUGUUCAGAUCACGGAGGCCACACACCUCAAUCAAGGUGCCGUGAUUCUCUUGGGAAGAACCAAUAUGUUUCGCUUUAACCAUCCAAAGGAAGCUGCCAAGCUCAGGGAGAAGAGGAAGAGUGGCCUUCUGUCCUCCUUCAGCUUGUCCAUGACUGACCUCUCGAAGUCCUGUGAGAACCUCUCCGCGGUCAUGUUGUAUAACCCAGGACUUGAAUUUGAGAGGCAACAGCGUGAAGAACUUGAAAAAUUAGAAAGUAAAAGGAAACUCAUAGAAGAAAUGGAGGAAAAGCAAAAAUCAGAUAAGGCGGAACUGGAGCGGAUGCAGCAGGAGGUGGAGACGCAGCGCAGGGAGACGGAGAUUGUCCAGCUGCAGAUCCGCAAGCAGGAGGAGAGCCUGAAACGCCGCAGCGUCCACAUCGAGAGCAAGCUGAAGGAUCUGCUCGCCGAGAAGGAAAAGUUUGAAGAGGAGAGGCUGAGGGAGCAGCAGGAAAUCGAGCUGCAGAAGAAGAAACAAGAAGAAGAGAGCUUUCUCCGUGUCAAAGAAGAACUCCAGCGGCUCCAGGAACUCAACCACAAUGAGAAGGCCGAGAAGACUCAGAUAUUUCAAGAGCUGGACCAGCUCAAAAAGGAAAAAGAUGAACAGUAUGCCAAGUUUGAGUUGGAAAAAAAGAGGCUGGAGGAGCAAGAGAAGGAGCAGGUCAUGCUCGUGGCCCAUCUGGAGGAGCAGCUGCGAGAGAAGCAAGAGAUGAUCGGGCUCCUCCGGCGAGGGGAAGUGCAGCGGGUGGAGGAGGAGAAGAGAGCCCUGGAAGGCAUCCGGGAGGCCCUUCUGCGGGUGAAGGAAGCACGGGCCGAAGGGGACGACGAUGGCGAGGAGUUAGAAAGGGCUCAGCUGCAUUUCUUAGAGUUCAAGAGCAGGCAGCUGGUCAAGCUAGCCAAUUUGGAGAAGGACCUGGUUCAGCAGAAAGACCUCCUGGAAAAAGAAGUUGAAGAAGAGAAGGAAAUCCUAGAACGUUUAAAAUCUGAAAAUGAAGAAGAAUUUGGGUUAUUGGAAAAAAAUGAUGAUAGUGUCACCUUGGGGACUCAAAAUUUAGAGAGAAUAAAGCCAGCGGAGUACAGGCUGCAAUAUAAAGAACGCCAGCUCCAGUACCUCCUUGAGAAUCGUUUGCCAACUCUGUUAGAAGAAAAGCAGAGAGCGUUUGAGAUCCUUGACAGAGGCCCUCUUGGCUUAGACAACACUCUCUAUCAAGUGGAAAAAGAGAUGGAGGAAAAAGAGGAACAGCUUGCGCGGUACCAAGCCAAUGCGAGCCAGCUGCAGAAGCUCCAAGCCACUUUUGAAUUCACUGCCAACAUCGCACGUCAGGAAGAAAAAGUGAGGAGGAAGGAGAAGGAGAUUCUUGAGUCCCGGGAGAAGCAGCAGAGAGAGGCGCUGGAGCGCGCUGUGGCCAGGCUGGAGCGCAGGCACUCAGCCCUGCAGAGGCGCUCCACCCUGGGCUUGGAGAUCGAAGAGCAGAGGCAGAAGCUGGCCACUCUGAACAGCAGCAGCAGCAGCGAGCAGUCGGGGCUCCGGGCCAGCCUGGAAGCCGAGCAGGAAGCCCUGGAGAGGGACCAGGAGAGGUUAGAACAUGAAAUCCAGCAAUUGAAGCAGAAGAUCUGUGAGUUUGAUGGUGUUCAAAAAGGGCAUUCUGAGACCUUGGAGGAGAAAGCUGCUUCUUCCCGCUUGCCAUCCAGUGCUGAAAAAUCUCACCUGGUCCCUCUGAUGGACGCCAGGAUCAAUGCUUACAUUGAAGAAGAAGUCCAAAGACGUCUUCAGGAUUUGCAUCAUGUGAUUGGCAGUGACAGCAAUACCUCUGCAGAUCUGAUGAAGGAUAAUGAGAAACUUCACAAUGGCACCAUUCAACGUAAGCUAAAAUAUGAGAAAAGGUAUCUUGCCCUGCUGCCGCCCAGAGAUGGUACUGACACUUCCAGCAGAGAGGAGAGGAGUAAGGUGGGUCAGAACAACCACCGGAGUCAUCCAAGGACACAGAGCAUCUCAGGCGUGACAACUCCCUCCUCAGCAUCACGAGAGAGAACCCACCAGCAAAGGGAUCAGCCUUCAAUACACGAGAUGCUGCAGAACAGUGAUUGUCCUGAGCACAUGGGCGGUUUUCAAGUAAAACAUUUCAGUCUACCUAAAAUUUCUUUUAUUAACGAAAGCAACACCAGCGAUGCUGAACAUUUGCAGGGUAAGUCAGAAAACUUCGGUGAGUCGAUGACUCAUAAAGAUGAACACAGCUUGGGAAUCGAGUCCAGCUGGACUUGGCUGCAACAUACGUCCCAGGAAGUGUCUAUAAAUAGUGGAAGCAAGCAGACCAGGCAAAGCAAGUUACUGUGCGUUGUUCUUUCUGAAAGUGUUUCUAGCAAGGAGAGCGUUUCCGACAGUGUUCCUCAGAGCGCACCAGCCUCAAAGUAUUGUAGGGUGCAGCAAACUGAGAAUGAGUUAGCUGCUGAAACCGUUACUUCUCCAGAGUUGCUGACUGAUAUCAAGACAGAAAGAAACAGUGGAUUGGGAUAUUUUUACCACAAGUUCUCAGACCUUUAUAAAGAUACCAGCAGUCACCUGCUACAGGCUGGCACAAGGGUGAUCAGCCAAGCCAGGCAUGUGGGGAGCCUGUGUGACCCCAGUGGGCUCACCUCCCACAUGACAAUGUUCAUCAGAAGAAUGCCAAUUCUGAAACACUUACCCCUGGAUGUGCCCUUGAAGUCAUACACGGUGUCAUUAGAAUCUCAUUCUUUUCCCCAGAAAGCUCAGGUUGGCAGCAGUGACAGCAAAGAGGCCAGGGCCAUUAGGCCAGCAGAGAGCAUCAUGCCAUACAGAGCACCGGGCCCUCCUGCUGCCCUCUCAGCCACAGAGUUCCCAGGGUCCUCGCUCUGCUCAGUUUUCCGCCUGGAAUAUGCAGAUACUAGAGGGAGCCCUGCAUUCAAGCAGAUGCUUGUGCGGUUCCCAGACGACAUGCUGGAACUCCAAGAGGGCCCUGUAAAAGACCUUCUUGAGCACGUGGCUUGUUCCCCACCAGAACUUCUGGGUGACAUGAAUGAAGUCAGAGGCAUUUACUGGCUUGCUGUUGCAAACUGCGCAGAGCCGGACCCCCAGCCGGCAUGUCUGCUCCUGCUUCCUUCAGCUUUGUGUGCUUUGGUUCCGUCAGAUGACGGUCCAGGCUCUCUGGGCGUUUUUCACGCUCUCCCUCUCUCUGGACUACAGGAGAUACAAAUCGGCUUUGGUGGACAGAGCAUUCGGUUCCUGGGCUCUGCAGAGAGUCUCCUGCUCACUGUAUUUAGUUACAACAAAAACCUCUGUCAGCAGAUAUGCCGUGACCUCCUUUGUGUGCUGAUGCCCACAUCUGAGGCUGCUGCCUACACUAAGCAUCCUUUGCUCCAGGAAGAUCUGGUCCAGCUUUCUCUUGAUUGGAAAGCUGAAAUCCCUGAUUUAGUUUUGGCAAACGGAGUCCGGUUGUCAUCCAAAUUCAAGAAUACCUUGGUUGACAUGAUUUACUUUCUUCAUGGGAACAUGCAAGUCAACAUCCCCUCUCUGGCAGAAGUUCAGUUAUUGCUCUACACAACGGUCAGAGUCGAGGGCGACUCCGGCCAAGACUGUUGCCAGUCACUAGUCCUUCUGAACACCCACAUUGCACUUGUGAGGGAAGAUCGAGUGUUUCAUCCUCACACUCGGUCUCUAAGCAGACCUCCUCCACGCGCACAGUUUGACGUGAUCAAAUGCCGUGCUUUAAGCGAAUUCAGGUGCGUCGUUGUUCCAGAGAAAACAUUAUCAGCAGUUGAACUUGUCUUUUUACAAAAACCUGAACUUCCACCAGAGUCAAGAAACGGUCCAUAUGGAGCAUGCAGCAAACAUAAGUAUUGCAUAAAAAUUGUGUUAUUCAUUAUGACUUCUUCAGUCUGCUUUAUGAUCCAAGUGGAUGACAAUGAGGAUUACGUUCAGAUCUCACCACAUAGGAGAAGCAGCCUCCAGCAGUUCAGAUUUGACAUGUCACUUCUCUCACCUAAGCGUACUUCUUACCUUGAGAUCAACUGUGGUCUGAUGUGAGACUUUGAUUUACUAUCCAUGAAGUACAUAUUGAGGUUGUCAUAAUGCCUGCAGAAGCCAGUAGAGUAGUGUUUGUGCCAUGAUCCACUGUGACUUCAACCCCAGAGGCCUCCGCCUGGCUCCACUGGCUCAUUUGUCGGGAGUUCUGAGGCCAGGACUCUACUGUAGUGGAGCAGGCGUGAGAGUCUCAGCGUGCAGCCCAAUGCCCCGUCUUCUCCAGUGUGGUGAGUUCCUGCAUCCGAAAAAAAUUAGGCUCAUACGUGCUUUGUUAUGUGGCAUUUUGCAUUGUUGUGAUAUAAGCAUAAACAUUUACAUUGUGGGACUUGUUAAUGCAUUCUAGACAAUACCUCUUUGAGUACUUUUGAAAAAGUGAUUUCAUCUGAAUUUGAUUAAAAUCCAUUUUACUCACAGCUGCGUUGUUUUGCAGACUUGUGGUUGGCAGGGUGAAUUUACUUAGUCUUUGUUGAAAAACAUUUCAAAACAGUUUGUCUCCCCGUUCUCAUUUCUUCAAAAAAUAUAUGUGCAUUCUUCGGAGAGAAUGCUUAUGCCUUCCAGCAAAAGUAAUUACAGUAAUUUUACUUACAUUCUUUUUCCUAGGUGAGUUAAAGUUUUGAAUAAGUAGAUUAGAGCACUUUUAUUAAUGCUUCUUCAAUGGUCAAGCAGUCUUACUGGAUAGACCAGUUUCUAGUGAGCUCAUUUUGUUAAUUUAGUUACACAGCCCCCAGUAGGCAUCUUAGACAAUUUUGCUUCAUUCCUUAAAGUGUCUUUGUGGUGGAUUUUAUAUCAGUCGGCUAUUGCCAAAUAUCCAUCAACCUCGAAAAUUUCAGUGGCAUGUGAAAAAGAAAAAGCUUUUAUUUCUCACAGAUGCUUUAUAAGUAAAUUGAGGUGGCUGUGCUGUAGGCUACAGGUCAUCUGCAACUCACUAGGGUUGGUCUGCACCACGUAUCUCAUUUUGGGGUCUAUGCCGAAGGAGCAGUGGCCAUGAUGAUGAUGACAGAAGCACAAAAGGGCAGCCAUGCUUUGUGUCUGCUAACAUCCCAUUGGCUAACUCAAGUCACAUGUCCAAGUCUAAAGUCAAGGGACAAGGAAGUACACUCCAUCUACCAAGAAGCCAUGGCAAGACUGUGAAUAUCUACUCCUCCUCUUCCUUCUCCUCCUCCUACUACAGGGGAGAGAAGAACUGAGAUCAAUAAUUCAAUCUACUGUGGAUGCAUUCUGUCAGGGUUUCCAGGGUUCUAUUGAAGAUAAAAUUUGGAUAAAACUUGUAAGACUUCUCCCUAAUGGAAGUAUUCAGGUACUGGGAAGAACAUAUAUCAUAGGACCUUUAAAAUUACUAGUUCAACUUGAUUUCCAAUUCAGUCUUUGCUUGACACCUCUAUGGAUGGGCUGAUCACUGUCUACUUCUGAACCAGUUGAUUUGUUGGGAACUGCUCUCGUUGUUAGACCCUUCUUCCGAUCACCUUCCUUGUUGUGAUCUCCAUCUGCAGUAUCUGUCCAUCCAUGGCACACCCCUGUAGCAGAGCAGAACAAAUCUGUUCCACAAUUUCUAUUAUAUCACAGGCCUUCGAAGAAGACAGUUAUCUCUCUCACCUUCUCUGAUUUUUCUUCUUUACCUCUAACACCCUUCACUCCCUCUGCUGUUUCUUACACAACACAAUUUCAAACUACUACCUUCUGGUCUCUUGUUAAGGAUGCACCCUUGUAAUUUUUUAAAGCCUCCUUUAUAAGGAAUAGAACUGAAUAAUCCAGUCGGUGAGAAGGAAAGAGAUUCUAUUAUAAAUUACUCAUUCUGCCUUUUUAAAAAAUAUCUAGUCAAAAUCUUUAGUUGUUGAAGUCACAGUGGAUUGCAGUGGUAACAAUCCCAACCACCCUGUAUGCUGUGGUCUACAAUGGACAGAGUUCUUUCCCAUGUAUUGUUCCUUUUGAGUCCCACAGUGAUCCUCCUGGGAUGGAGGAAUUGUUGUCAUUUAUCUCUAUUUCAUAUUUGGGAAUUUAACUCAGAAGGGAUCACUUGAUUCAGAAUUAGAGCUCAAACUGAGACUUUCUUCCUCUAGAACGUAUAUUCUUUCCACAAAGCCAAAGUCACCUGUUAGUCAUGGUUAUUCUUGACAUUGUCUGAGUAAAUUUUUAGUUUUUUCUUU
Molecule: messenger RNA, 7931 nt
Organism: Equus quagga
Lineage: Eukaryota; Metazoa; Chordata; Mammalia; Perissodactyla; Equidae
Gene: KIF16B
Product: kinesin family member 16B
Exons: 24
Coding region: 136-5790 (1884 amino acids)
Biological process (GO): microtubule-based movement
Molecular function (GO): ATP binding; microtubule binding; phosphatidylinositol binding
Source: RefSeq, a predicted model, not a curated record